This is a messenger RNA of Leopardus geoffroyi (Geoffroy's cat), 2065 nucleotides long. Its product is annotated as UDP-glucuronosyltransferase 3A1-like. The coding region runs from base 260 to 1939 and encodes 559 amino acids. The transcript has 8 exons. NCBI's taxonomy places the organism in Eukaryota, Metazoa, Chordata, Mammalia, Carnivora, Felidae. The record is from RefSeq and is a predicted model, not a curated record. Gene Ontology annotation, molecular function: UDP-glycosyltransferase activity.
GCUGCUCCUGGUUAGGGAGGGUGAAGACAGAAUAGCCAGUGGAGCAAGCACCCAGAAGGAGGAGCAGAAGGGCCAGAAGCUACAAACAGAAGAGAAGACAGGAUCCACUUCUCACCUCUUCCCAAGCUGCCUGCCAGCGCAUUUCCUUGGCAGCCAGGGCAGCACGUCUUCUGGGCUCACAGGUCGCUGUGCACGACUCAGAGAAGAGCACAGGGCUCUGGGCACUGGACCCCGCUCCGCAGCUGGUACAGGAGGGAACAUGGCGGGCCAGCGGGCACUGCUGCUAGCUGGCUUUCUUCUGUCUGGGUUCCUGCUCCCAGAGGCCGCCGAAAUUCUGACUGUAUCCUCACUGGGUGGAAGCCAUUAUCUACUGCUGGACCGGGUAUCUCAGAUUCUUCAAGAUCAUGGUCAUAAUGUCACCAUGCUUCUUUAUGGAGGAGAUUAUUUAAUCCCAAAUAUGUCCCAGAAAGUUAAGGAGGAAAUGGAGUUUGAAAGCUGUCAACAGUCCAACUUCAAAAAUGGUGCCAGACUCUUUAGUACACAUGAGUUAUGGGGGAAAUGUCGGAAUGAAAAGAAGGAAAAUGCAUACCAAGUUAUCAGUUGGCUUCUACCUGAGGAUCAUGAAAAAGAAUUAAAGGAACAUUUUGAUUCCUAUAUGAAGGAAGCUUUGCAUGGCAGAGAAGCAUUUGACACCUUUGUAAAGUUAAUGGAACAAUUGGGGAUUCAAUGCAGUGAUUUGCUAAGGAGAAGUGAUAUCAUGGAUUCCUUAAAAAAUGAGAACUUUGACCUGGUAUUUGUUGAAGCAUUUGACUUCUGUUCUUUCCUGGUUGCUGAGAAGCUUGGGAAGCCAUUUGUGUCAAUUCUUCCCACCCCAUUUGGCAGUGUGGACCUUGGGCUACCAAACCCGGUGUCUUAUGUUCCGGUAUUCCAUUCCUUGCUAACCGACCACAUGGACUUCUGGGGCAGAGUGAGGAAUUUUCUGAUGUUCUUGGAUUUCUUCUUAAGGCAAUGGCGAAUCCAGUCUACAUUUGACAACACCAUCAAGGAACAUUUCCCGGAAGGCUCUAGGCCGGUUUUGUCUCAUCUUCUAAAGAAAGCAGAGCUAUGGUUUGUUAACUCUGACUUUGCCCUUGAAUUUGCUAGGCCCCUGCUUCCCAACACUGUGUAUGUUGGAGGUUUAAUGGCCAGACCUGUUAAACCAGUACCACAAGAAUUUGAGAAUUUUAUCAGCAAGUUUGGAGAUUCUGGUUUUGUUCUUGUGGCCCUGGGCUCCAUGGUGAGCACCUAUCAGUCCCAGGAAGUUCUCAUGGAGAUGAACAGUGCCUUUGCUCAUCUCUCCCAAGGGGUGAUAUGGAAGUGUAAGCCUUCUAAGUGGCCCAAAGACGUCAAAUUGGCAGCAAAUGUGAAAAUCGUGGACUGGCUUCCUCAGAAUGACCUCUUGGCUCACCCACGCAUCCGUCUUUUUGUCACCCAUGGUGGGUUGAAUAGCAUAAUGGAGGCCAUCCAACACGGUGUGCCCAUCGUGGGGAUUCCAGUCCUUGGAGACCAGCCUGAAAACAUGGUCCGAGUAGAAGCCAAGAAGUUUGGUGUCUCUAUCCAGUUAAAGCAGAUCAAGGCAGAGACAUUGGCUCUGAAGAUGAAGGAAGUCAUAGAAGACAAGAGGUACAAGUCAGCAGCGGUGGCCGCCAGCAUCAUCAGGCGCUCCCACCCCCUGACCCCCGCCCAGAGGCUGGUGGGCUGGACCGACCACAUCCUCCAGACAGGGGGUGCAGCCCACCUCAAGCCCCAUGCCCUGCAGCAGCCGUGGCAUGAGCAAUACCUGCUGGAUGUCUUCUUGUUCCUGCUGGUGGUCACCCUGAGCACCCUGUGGCUCUGCGGGAAGCUGCUGGGCAUGGUGGCCAUGUGGCUGUGUGGGGCCAGGAAGCUGAAGAAGGCCUGAUGGGGGUGCAGCCUUGAUGGGUAUUUGAGUAGCCACUGGUUCUACAAAGUCUCCAACCAUAAAGGAAACCCCUAGUGUCUCCCUGUAUUCCACCUGAUGGUGGCACAUAAAUUGCUCUUCAAUGCU